Messenger RNA from Perca flavescens (yellow perch), 6206 nucleotides. RefSeq lists its product as uncharacterized. Gene Ontology annotation, molecular function: protein binding; signaling receptor activity. Bases 16 to 5466 code for a protein of 1816 amino acids. Lineage: Eukaryota; Metazoa; Chordata; Actinopteri; Perciformes; Percidae. Gene Ontology annotation, cellular component: plasma membrane. Gene Ontology annotation, biological process: signal transduction. The transcript has 7 exons. The record is from RefSeq and is a predicted model, not a curated record.
AAUCAGAUUGCUCACAUGGACGAUGGAUCUUUCAUCCAUUUGUUGGCGUUAACAAGGCUCCACAUAGCCAAUAACAAACUCACCGUCCUGAGAGACAAACUCUUUCAGGGACUGUCCAACCUUACCAUGCUUGAUCUCUCCGGUAACAACAUUCUAUCCAUUCAUAGCUCGGCCUUUCAGUCCCUAUCCAAAUUAGAAACAGUGAUUUUAGACUCAAACAAGCUCCAACAAGUUGCUGACAUUCAGCCUAUCCUACAGCUGCCACUUAUACAGAAACUGAGCAUUAGAGGUAAUCUAUUUCCCUCCUUUGAGACCAAAGAUCUGCUGCUGAAUGAGCCCUCAAUCCUGAAGGUGUUAGAUAUUUCGGAUAAUGACAAGUUUGACAAGUUCAGCAUCACAACACAGAUCUUUCCUCACCUUGAGAUAAUAGACCUUUCUGGGUGUGGCCAUUUUGCCGGCUGGCAAUGGGACAUACCUGACAGGACUUUACUCAGGAACAUAACUCAGCUGUAUUUUAGUUUCCCGUACAUUACUUUCGAAGGGAUCCAAAAAGUCCUGCAGAGCCUCGACUCACUGAUGCAUCUGAGACUGAAUAAUAUGGACAAGUGGAUCAGCAAAGGUCUCCUAGCUACGGUUUGCAAGAUACCAUCACUUAAGAAGCUGGAUCUGUAUUGGAACAAAUUCCCCAAUAUUAGUGUGCAACUUGUAGCUUGCUCUCAGCUCAGUGAGCUUGAUUUGUCGUCUACUUCAAUGACUGAACUGUCUAAAGGCUUGAUUCGACUGAUGAAGCAACUGAGUUCCCUAACUUUAGAGAGCAACCUUCUCACCAAGGUGCCAGAUGACAUUCGGACUCUCUCCUCUCUCGAGUUCCUAAAUAUUGGUGACAAUUUAAUUUCUGAGUUGAGCUGUGAGGAUUUCACAAACACAACGCGCCUAAGAGAGCUUUAUUUGUACAACAACCACAUUGCCAAACUAGACGGAUGCAUCUUCAAAAGUCUUAAUGACCUGAAGGUUUUAGAUAUGAGCGACAACCUGCUGUGGACAUUCGGAGACGCCUUUAAAAUAGGCCUGAAGAAGCUUGAGUACUUGGAUCUGAGCAACAACUUUGUACUUCUUCUUGAAAAGGGGGAUUUUCAAAGUUUAAGGUCCUUAAAAUAUUUGGAUGUGGUGUCAAAACAUAUCGGGAGGGUGAAACAUAAGGCUUUCGAUGGAUUGAAUAACCUGGGUAACCUAAGUGUAUCUCUUCCACUCGAAUUUGAAAAUAAAUUCAGAGGUUUACAACAGUUGGAAAAUCUUACUACCUACUUUAUUAUUGACGGUUUCAAAGGUACUCAACCAAACAAUUAUAAAGCUUUAUUUAAUUUAAAAUCCAUGAAAUUUCUCACAGUAAUAUGCCAGGUUUAUCACACUGGUUAUCCCUUUGACAUACCAUCAGAAAUACUCCAGGCUAUGAAUCAUUUAGAGGACUUCACAGCUGAGAAUUUCUACAUUUCUGCGCCAGAUGUGGACACUUUCAAAUACAAUCGCCAGCUCAAGAGUUUGACAAUCAGACAGACUGAUUUGUCAGACUUGGAUCCUGGACUGUUUCAGCCAAUGCCGCACCUGCAGGUUCUCGAUUUCUCCGAAACUAAGAUCAAGUCUUUGGAUUUUCUGUUCCAGGCGGAUCUGUCUGCACUCAGAUGUUUGAAACUAAGUAGCAAUGAGAUAACUGUGAUCAAUGAGACAGUCUUCCAAUUUCUCCCUGCACUAACAUACCUCGAUCUGCAAAACAACCCUUUCACUUGUGACUGCUCUAAUGCCGGCUUUAUCCAAUGGGUGAAGAACAACAACCAAACUCAGGUUGUUAAUGCCUACCAGUACACAUGUUCCUUCCCUGUGGCUGAACAAGGAAACAAGCUUCUGGACUUUGACAUCCUGUCCUGUUGGAUGGACGUUAGCUUCCUCUGCUUCAUUUCUAGCACUUGGCUGGUUGUUGUUACACUCCUCGCAUCCUUCAUCUACCACUUUCUGAGAUGGCAGCUAGCCUAUGCCUACCGGCUCUUCCUGGCCUUCCUAUAUGACAGCAGGAAGAGAAAGGCGGGAGCUCAUCAUCUUUACGAUGCCUUCGUCUCCUACAAUGUUGACGACGAGGCCUGGGUUUACCAAGAGAUGCUUCCGGCGCUGGAAGGAGAGCAGGGCUGGAGACUCUGUCUGCACCACAGAGACUUCCAACCAGGGAAACCGAUCAUAGAGAACAUCACAGACGCCAUAUACGGCAGCAGGAAGACCAUCUGUGUGAUCACCCAGCGUUACCUGCAGAGUGAGUGGUGCUCCAGAGAGAUCCAGAUGGCCAGCUUCCGUCUGUUCGACGAGCAGAAGGAUGUGUUGGUCCUGCUGUUUCUGGAGGAGAUCCCGGCCCACCAGCUGUCUCCUUACUACCGCAUGAGGAAGCUGGUGAAGAAACGCACCUACCUGAGUUGGCCCCAGGCCGGCCAACACACGGGGGUCUUCUGGCAGAACGUAGGGAGAGCUCUGGAGACGGGGGACGCUCCCAACGAGACUGAUGAUCUGCUCACUGGACCGUGUCACAAACCGAUGGUCCUAAACAUUGGCAUCAUGCCAGCAAUGGGAGGUUUGUCUUUGUACUACAUACAGACACUUCUUGUAUUACUUCUGUGUCUCGUGCAUCAUCUGAACCCUUCCCUGGCUUAUUCUCUGAAAAACUGCCGCAUUGGUUAUUCUAACGAUGCCUUGGCUGAUGUUGUUUUGGAUUGCACAAACCAUGAAGUUGUAACUGUCCCUGAUGACAUACCCAGAGAUGCAAGCAUAGUGUAUCUCUCGCACAAUCAGCUCGAACAGAUCAACAGGGACGAUUUCCGGGAUCUGUCAAAGCUCAGAUUUUUGGCACUGGACGAAAAUCAGAUUACUCACGUGGAUGAUGGAUCUUUCAUCCAUUUGAUUGCGUUAACAAGGCUCCAUAUGGCCAAUAACAAACUAACCCACCUGACAGGCAACCUCUUUCAGGGACUGUCCAACCUUACCAUGCUUGAUCUCUCCAGAAACAACAUUAAGUCCAUCCAUACCUCAACGUUUCAGUCCCUGUCCAGAUUAGAAACCGUGAUUUUAGACUUAAACAAGCUGCAACAAGUCGCUGACAUUCAGCCCAUCCUAAAGCUACCACUUAUACAGAAACUUAGUGUUAGAGGUAAUCUAUUUCCCUCAUUUCAGACCAAAGAUCUGCUGCUGAAUGAGCCCUCAAGCCUGAAGGUGUUAGAUUUUUCUAAUGAUGUAUUUGAAAAGUUCAGCAUCACAACAGAGAUCUUUCCUCACCUUGAGAUGAUAGACUUUUCUAUGUCUGGCCUAUUUGCCGGCUGGCAAUGGGACAUACCUGACAAGACUUUACUCAGGAACAUAACUCAGCUGUAUUUUAAUUCCUCGUACAUUGCUUUCGAAGAGAUCCAAAAAGUCCUACAGAACCUCGACUCACUGAUGCAUCUGAGACUGAAUUAUAUGGAGAGGUUGAUCGACAAAGGUCUCCUAGCUACGGUUUGCAAGAUACCGACACUUAAGAAGCUGGAUCUGUAUUGGAACAAAUUCCCCAAUAUAAGUGUGCAACUUGUAGCUUGCUCUCAGCUCAGUGAGCUUGAUUUGUCGUCUACUUCAAUGACUGAACUGUCUAAAGGCUCAAUUCGACUGAUGAAGCAACUGAGUUCCCUAAUUUUAGAAAAAAACCUUCUCACCAAGGUGCCAGAUGACAUUCAGACUCUCUCCUCUCUCGAGUUACUAAAUAUUGGUAACAAUUUCAUUUCUGAGUUGAGCUGUGAGGAUUUCAAAAACACAACGCGCCUCAGAGAGCUUUAUUUGUACACCAACCACAUUGCCAAACUAGACAGAUGCGUCUUCGAAAGUCUUAAUGACCUGAAGAUUUUAGAUAUGAGUGACAACCUGCUGUGGACAUUCGGAGGCGCAUUCAAAAUAGGUCUGAAGAAGCUUGAGUUCUUGGAUCUGAGCAACAACUUUGUAGUUAUUAUUGAAAAGGGGGAUUUUCAAAGUUUAGGGUCCUUAAAAUAUUUGGAUGUGGUGUCAAAACAUAUCAGGAGGGUGAAACAUAAGUCUUUCGAUGGAUUGAAUAACCUGGGUAACCUAAGUGUAUCUCUUCCACUCUAUUUUGAAAAUAAAUUCAGAGCUUUACAGCAGUUGGAAAAUUUAACAAUCUACUUCGAUAUUGACGGUUUCAAAAGUCCUCAACCAAACUAUUAUGAAGCUUUCUUUCAUUUAAAAUCUAUGAAAGUUUUCACAGUAAUAUGCAAGGGUUAUCAUACUGGUAUUCCCUUUGACAUACCAAUGGACAUGCUCCAGGCUAUGAGACAUUUAGAGGAAUUGACAGCUGAGAAUCUCUACAUUUCUGCGCCAGAUGUGGACACUUUUCAAUUCAAUCGCCAGCUCAAGAGUUUGACAAUCAGACAGACUGAUUUGUCCGACUUGGAUCCUGGAGUGUUUCAGCCAAUGCCACACCUGCAGGUUCUCGAUUUCUCCGAAACUAAGAUCAAGUCUUUGGACUUUCUCUUCCAGGCCGAUCUGUCUGCACUCAGAUGUUUGAAACUAAGUAGCAAUGAGAUAACUGUGAUCAAUGAGACAGUCUUCCAAUUUCUCCCUGCGCUAACAUACCUCGAUCUGCAAAACAACCCUUUCAUUUGUGACUGCUCUAAUGUUGGCUUUAUCCAGUGGGUGAAGAACAACAACCAAACUCAGGUUGCUAAUGCCUACCAGUACACAUGUUCCUUCCCUGUGGCUGAACAAGGAAACAAGCUUCUUGACUUUGACAUCCUGUCCUGUUGGAUGGACGUUAGCUUCCUUUGCUUCAUUUCCAGCACGUGGCUGGUUAUUCUUACACUCCUCGCAUCCUUCAUCUACCACUUUCUGAGGUGGCAGCUAGCCUAUGCCUACCGGCUAUUCCUGGCCUUCCUAUAUGACAGCAGGAAGAGAAAGGCGGGAGCUCGUCAUCGCUACGACGCCUUCAUCUCCUACAAUGUUGACGACGAGGCCUGGGUUUACCAAGAGAUGCUUCCGGUGCUGGAAGGAGAGCAGGGCUGGAGACUCUGUCUGCACCACAGAGACUUCCAACCAGGGAAACCGAUCAUAGAGAACAUCACAGACGCCAUAUACGGCAGCAGGAAGACCAUCUGUGUGAUCACCCGGCGUUACCUGCAGAGCGAGUGGUGCUCCAGAGAGAUCCAGAUGGCCAGCUUCCGUCUGUUCGACGAGCAGAAGGAUGUGUUGGUCCUGCUGUUUCUGGAGGAGAUCCCGGCCCACCAGCUGUCUCCUUACUACCGCAUGAGGAAGCUGGUGAAGAAACGCACCUACCUGAGUUGGCCCCAGGCCGGCCAACACACGGGGGUCUUCUGGCAGAACGUAGGGAGAGCUCUGGAGACGGGGGACGCUCCCAACGAGACUGAUGACCUGCUCCCUGGACCGGCAGGACACUGAGAAACAUCAGUUGGAAAAAAGCUACAAAAUGUUGGACAAGGGUUAGGAUUAGCGGGUUAGGGUUAGUGGAUUUUGGGGGUUUAGGGAAUAAGAAAAUUAUCUUGAUGGCUUCCUGGUAAGCAGUAAAACGGGCCAGUGCAUUCACUUAAAGUUCUCCAUUCCUGCAUUUCGAAACAUCAGUUGGAAAAAAGCUUCAAAAAAGUUGGAAAAGGGUCAAGGUUAGGGUUAGGGUUAGAGGGAUUACUGUUAUGGGGUUAGGGAAUGAGCAAUUUAUCUCAAUGGCUUCCCUUGCUUCGUCCGAUGACUGCGCGGUUGAACUGGUAAGCCAAAGGCAGAAAAAUGGUUCAUUGCAUUCACUUAAAGGUGCUCUAAGCGAUGUUGGGUGACGUCACUUCUUGUUGACUUCUUGUAGUUAAACACAACAGAGUCUAGCUCGCCCCUCCCUCCUCCUCAUCCCAUCCCCUCCCUUCCGUGCUUCCGCAAACUAAUCAGCCUCUAUGGAACACAGUAGCACGCAUUUCAGAAGUAAAUCAUGGCAGAGUCAAUGAAGAAAACAAAGAAAGCACGGUCGGAAGAAUUAAGGAAAAGAAAAUGAGAAACUGACUGCGUGAGGAACCCGCAAGAGUCCCACUCGGUCAGUCUUUCACUAAAAAGCAGCAAACGUAACGUUAUAUACAAGUACCCCACAUCAACUCUAGGGGUUGCUGUUUGACAAAAAUGGAAAUUGCAUAGUAUGCCUU